GACCUGUUGCCAAACUGAUCAGUUGUCAUAAGUCAAUAAGUCAUAUUUUUAAAGGCACUCAUUUGAAAUAGUUCUAUAACAGCGUUCAGUUGCUCGAUCAUUGGGGAUCUUUUAUUUUUUUUUUUUAAGCAUGGCUUUGUUCGAUGUAAAUAUCAGUAACAUUACUUUGGAGCGUGCUCAGUCGGAAGACGAGCCGCGAGAUGAGCGCUUAGCUUAUGUGGAAAUAGCUCUCCUGUCCAGUAUUUUCAUCACUGCAGGAAUGCUGAACUUCGGGCUUCUUUUAGUCCUGUGGAAGCGGAGGAAGCAGCUCUCCAGGAUGCGCGUCUUCGUUUUUCACCUGUGCGUCGCCGAUCUGGUGGUGACAUUCUUUCAAGUCUGUCCCCAACUCAUGUGGGAUAUCACUGACCGGUUCGUCGGCCCAGAUAUAUUGUGUCGCUUGGUGAAGUACCUGCAGGUUGUCGGGAUGUUUGCUUCUACUUACAUGAUAGUGGUGAUGACGAUAGACCGAUAUCAAGCCAUCUGUAACCCCAUGGUGACCUUCCAGAGGCGCAGGGCUCGCUGGAACGGCCCUGUGAGCGCUGCCUGGUGCGUCUCUCUCAUCGGCAGCCUCCCACAGGUUUUCAUCUUCUCACGGGUCGAGGUUGCUCCCGGCGUGCACGACUGCUGGGCACAGUUCAUAAAGCCGUGGGGACCGAGAGCCUACGUGACCUGGACGACUCUGGUGAUAUUCGUUCUGCCCAUUCUAACGGUGGUCGUGUGCCAAGUGCGCAUCUGCCGAACCUUGCAUUUUAACUUUCAGAUGAAGACACAUCGCGAUGGAGAGGCGACCAGUAAGCCGCUGCAUUCAAGAGCCAGCAGCGUGGCCGGAGUUUCCAAGGCGAGGGUGAAGACGGUGAGAAUGACGGCGGUGAUCGUGGUCGCCUACAUCAUCUGCUGGACGCCUUUCUUCACCGUGCAGCUCUGGUCUGUUUGGGACGUCGAGGCUCCCACACAGAGUAAGAGAAGAGGCUGCAACCUUCACUAUCUUGAUGCUGCUUGCCAGUCUGAACAGCUGUGUGAACCCCUGCAUCUACCUGCUCUUCAGUGGGAAGCUUCCUAAAAGUCUGCGGGCCCUUAUGUGUGCGGGUGAGCCCAAUCUGAAGGACUCCAUCCAGGAUGAGGCCACUAUGGUCAGCUCCCUUCACAUCAGCCUCAGGAGCAAGUCAGACAAUCGAUAAAAUAAUAUCACUUUCCUAACCUCAGGUUGUUAAAAUGAUUGAGUGUGAGUUAUGUGGGACUUAAGGUCUUUGUAUUGUUGAGAGACAACAUUGUGGCAUUACAUGGCUAUUUCUGACCACUUCAAUUCAGAAACCACAUCAAAAAAUAGAUCCUGUUAUUUUAUCAGAUAUACAAAUGUUAAGGAAAAGCAAUGUAAUGUUUGGGUCAUUGGUUUAUCUCACAACUUAAAUUUGUGAAAUAAGGGAUACUUCUAGUAAUGUAUGUAUUUUGCAGUGAUUUAAAAGUGGAUGUGACUUAUUUUGUGUAAAUAUGUAAUACUUCACAUAUGUCAUGUGUCCUCUGAAUAUGAAUCCUCAGGCUAUUUUACAGACAAAUACAUGCAUGUUGUGAGUUUCUCAAGUAUCUCAAAAUAUGCAGCAAAACUCUCACUUGUAAAUGUCACUCGUUUACAUGAAGACUUUUCCUCUCAUCCCUGAAGACCUCAGAUGUGCUGCCCUGCCAAAUAAACUGUUGUCUUGUUUUCUUACUUCCCAGCAGCAGUAUUGGAAAGGGCUCAGCCGCAUAGAUUUCAGUUUUCAGUUCAUGCUGUACUUUUGAAGACCAC
Messenger RNA from Labrus mixtus (cuckoo wrasse), 1822 nucleotides. It is a transcript of the gene avpr2b.1, whose product is annotated as arginine vasopressin receptor 2b, tandem duplicate, 1. NCBI's taxonomy places the organism in Eukaryota, Metazoa, Chordata, Actinopteri, Labriformes, Labridae. Gene Ontology annotation, molecular function: peptide binding; vasopressin receptor activity. The coding region runs from base 131 to 1099 and encodes 322 amino acids. Gene Ontology annotation, cellular component: membrane. The record is from RefSeq and is a predicted model, not a curated record. Gene Ontology annotation, biological process: regulation of systemic arterial blood pressure by vasopressin; G protein-coupled receptor signaling pathway; positive regulation of vasoconstriction. The transcript is spliced from 2 exons.